Messenger RNA from Symbiodinium sp. CCMP2592, 951 nucleotides. The record is from the annotation of a GenBank genome assembly. NCBI's taxonomy places the organism in Eukaryota, Dinophyceae, Suessiales, Symbiodiniaceae.
AUGGCUGAUGUCGGCGGGGAGGAUGCCGUGCCUGCACCCGCACCUGCCGAACCUGGAGAGGGAGUGCCGGAGAGAACACCAAGCUUGCGUGGGGCUGCCGCCGGGGGCUUCGGAAAGCUGAGCAAGCUCUACAACAAAGAGAAGCUGAUGAAGCUCCGCAGCUACUCGUGGAACAUCUUUCGCUACAUCGGCGACUACAUGCACCUCUUUGGUGUUUUCGCGCUGCUGGCAACUCUGGCCAAGAACCGCUCUUGUUCAGGAAUAUCGCGCAGCACGCAGAUUCUCUAUUGCCUUGUGUUCGUGACAAGAUACCUGGAUCUGCUAGACAAGACGCAAGCCUUCUAUCUCGUGUUCUUCAAAAUCACGUACAUCGUCACAUCGAUCAUCGUGCUGGCGGUUUUCUACAAGCUUGAUGCCACGUACGAGCGCCAAAAGGACACCUGCAGCUUAGCAGCCAUCCUGGUGCCUUGCAGCGUCAGCGCCGUUCUUCUAGCCGAGACGUACCAACCCUUCGACAUCCUAUGGACAUUCUCGCAGUUUUGCGAGGGUUUCGCAAUGGUUCCCCAGUAUGUCUUCUGCUACAGGGAUAGGUUGGCGAAGGACGUAGGCGUGACCCUCUAUGUGCUGUCGAUGGGUGCCUAUCGAUGCUUCUAUGCCGCCAACUGGAUUUACAAGAAGGUGCAGAUGCCGCACUACUCGGACUUACAGUCCUGGCUGGGUGGGAUGAUCGAGAUCCUGUUCUUCGCGGACUACUUGCUCUCCUUCACUGGACUCAGCUUGCUUCGGAGCAUGGUCCUCAAGGUUGAUGAAAAGAUCAACGAGAUCAAGGAGAAGGUGGAGAUGAAGGUUCUGGGUUCGUCGUCCAGUGUGGCACGAGAAUCGCAGGCUGCCGGGGCGGAAUUAAGACAACGACGAAAAAUCGACGAGGUGGAGGAGGCAGUGGAUCUAUGA